Messenger RNA from Pyrus x bretschneideri (Chinese white pear), 3665 nucleotides. RefSeq names its product kinesin-like protein KIN-14I. Gene Ontology annotation, molecular function: microtubule motor activity; microtubule binding; ATP binding. The coding region runs from base 381 to 3413 and encodes 1010 amino acids. The transcript is spliced from 19 exons. Gene Ontology annotation, biological process: microtubule-based movement. The record is from RefSeq and is a predicted model, not a curated record. NCBI's taxonomy places the organism in Eukaryota, Viridiplantae, Streptophyta, Magnoliopsida, Rosales, Rosaceae.
AAGAGAAAGAGAAGGAGAAAAGCAAAAGGUGCCUCAUCCUCAUGGGACUGUGAAGAGAAAGAGAGUCUAAAUUGGAAACAAAGAAACCUUUACAUCAAUUAAAACACCAACAACAACAACAACACAGAUACUCUUUCUCCUCUCUCUCUCUCUCUCCAUCUUCUGGCUGUGAGUUACUGGUUUUGGUUCUCUAGAUCUUUUCUGUCAGAAGGCAACACAGCAGAUAGCUGGGAUUGAAUUGAUUUCGUAUAGAUUCUUUUGGGAAGUUGAGGGGGAUUUGAUUGAUUGAUGGCUGAAUUGUGAAAGAGUUCGGUUUCCAGUUUUCGGAAUUUGGAGUGAGAAAUUGUUUGUGGUGGGGAAGCAAGCAAGAAGAAGAAGCGAUGGCUGCGGCAGCAGGAGGAACAGCAUUGUCGUUUUCGGUUGCGUCGAUGGUGGAGGACGUGCUUCAACAGCACGGCACUCGCCUCGGCGAUCUUAAUUUGGAGUCUCGAAAAGCUGAGGAAGCCGCAUCAAGGAGAAAUGAGGCGGCCGGGUGGCUUCGAAAGAUGAUCGGCGUUGUUGCCGCUAAAGACAUGCCGGCAGAGCCUUCGGAGGAAGAGUUUAGGCUUGGAUUGAGAAGUGGGAUAAUCCUCUGCAAUGCGAUCAAUAAAGUUCAACCUGGAGCUGUGCCCAAGGUGGUAGAAAGUCCAUGCGAUUCAGCUUUGAUCCCCGAUGGGGCGGCUUUGUCUGCGUUUCAGUACUUCGAGAAUGUGAGGAACUUCCUUGUUGCUAUCGAGGGGAUGGGGCUUCCCUCGUUUGAGGCAUCUGAUUUGGAACAAGGAGGGAAAUCUGCAAGAGUUGUAAAUACGGUUCUGGCGCUUAAAUCUUACAGUGAGGGGAAACAGACCGGGGGAAAUGGCAUAUCAAAAUUUGGUGCAAACAUAAAACCCACUACUUCUGCGGCAAGGCCUUUUGUAAGGAAAAAUUCGGAGCCAUUCACGAAUUCGCUGUCAAGAACUUCCUCAAUGAAUGACAAAUCCUUGAGCGCUCCGUCCUCUGAUCUUAAUUCUAAUAAGAUGCCUAGUUCUCACUCCUUGAGUAUGCUUGUUCGCGCAGUUCUAUUAGAUAAGAAGCCUGAAGAAGUUCCGAUGUUGGUAGAGUCUGUGCUAAGCAAGGUCAUGGAGGAAUUUGAGCAACGUAUGUCCAGCCAAUGUGAAUUGACAAAACCAAGUCCAAAAGAUGUGGCUGUUUCGCAUGGAUACAAGUUUCCAAUGAAAUUCGCUUCUGGUGAUAAAAAGGUGGAAGACAAAUCACUUGUCAAUACAAAGCACAUCUCGGAUGAGGAAUCAAAAAGUCGGCUGCUUAAACAGCAAAUGAUCUUUGAUCAACAACAAAGAGAUGUUCAGGAAUUAAAGCAAACUCUUCACGCUACCAAAUCUGGUAUUCAGUUUAUGAAAAUGAAGUUCCACGAGGAGUUCCACAAUAUUGGUUUACACAUUCAUGGCUUAGCUCAUGCAGCGAGUGGAUAUCACAGAGUUCUUGAAGAAAAUCGAAAGCUUUACAAUCAAGUUCAAGAUCUCAAAGGAAGUAUCAGGGUUUAUUGUCGAGUGAGACCCUUCUUAUCUGGAGUAUCAAACUGUUUAAGCACUGUGGAUCAUAUAGAAGAUGGAAAUAUCACUAUUAACACCCCAGCAAGGCAUGGGAACGGACACAAGUCCUUCAGUUUCAACAAAGUAUUCGGGCCAUCUGCAACCCAAGCUGAUGUCUUCUCUGAUAUGCAACCACUGAUUCGGUCCGUCCUUGAUGGUUACAAUGUUUGCAUAUUUGCAUACGGGCAAACUGGAUCAGGCAAAACUUACACUAUGAGUGGACCCAGAGAACUUACAGAGAAAAGCCAAGGUGUAAAUUAUAGGGCAUUGGGAGACUUGUUUUUUAUAGCAGAUCGAAGAAAGGACACUUUCCGGUAUGAUGUUUCUGUUCAAAUGAUUGAGAUCUAUAACGAGCAAGUACGAGAUCUCCUUGUUACUGAUGGGAGUAACAAAAGAUUAGAAAUUCGUAAUAGUUCUCAAACAGGUCUCAGUGUGCCAGAUGCAAAUCUUGUUCCUGUAUCAUCAACAUCUGAUGUUAUCGAUCUGAUGAACCUUGGACAAAAGAAUCGCGUUGUGGGUGCAACUGCCCUAAAUGACCGUAGUAGUCGUUCUCACAGUUGCUUGAAUGUUCAUGUUCAAGGAAGGGAUUUGACAUCUGGAGCUAUUCUUCGUGGCUGUAUGCAUCUGGUUGAUCUUGCAGGAAGUGAGAGGGUGGACAAAUCUGAGGUGACUGGGGAUAGAUUAAAAGAAGCUCAACAUAUUAACAAAUCACUCUCAGCUUUAGGCGAUGUUAUCGCUUCCCUUGCCCAAAAGAAUCCACAUGUUCCUUAUAGAAAUAGUAAACUAACACAGUUGCUCCAAGAUUCACUUGGUGGACAGGCCAAGACACUUAUGUUUGUUCACAUAAGCCCUGAGCCAGAUGCUGUUGGUGAAACAAUAAGCACGCUCAAAUUUGCAGAGCGAGUAGCCACAGUUGAACUUGGUGCAGCCCGAGUAAACAAAGAUAGCACAGAUGUCAAAGCUCUCAAGGAACAGAUUGCAGGUCUUAAGGCACAACUAGCCAGGAAAGAGGAAGCUGAACGCAAUCAACCCCCAGUCUCUGGCAGCUCUGAUAAAUACAGGAUGAAAUCUGGUGAGAUGUCACCAUUUCAUUCUAACCAUCAGGGUACAGACAUGAUGGGGGAUCAGAAUGGUUGCCAGACACCAAUGAUCAAUGUAGGCAAAAUUCAGAUUAACGACAAUUCUGCUUCGAGGACAAAAAGACAAAGCUUUGAUCUUGAUGAGCUACUAGGUAAUUCAUCUCCCUGGCCCCCAGUUGAUAGUCCUAUUCAGAACUGUGGAGAGGAUGAUAGAGACAUGAGCUCGGGCGAGUGGGUUGAUAAGGUUAUGGUAAACAAGCUAGAAGCAAGCAGAGCUGGAAAUCCUUUAGGAUCAUGGGGAGCAGACAGUGGGAAUUUAUCUGAUGGUUUCUACCAGAAAUAUCUCCAGGAUUCUUCCAAGGUUUAUCCAGAACAAUCCUACAAUAUGUUCGCGGGAAGCAACGGGUUCAAUGUUGCUAGCACCGAUGACAUGGAUGAUCUUGAUGCUGCCACCAGUGACUCUUCAGAGCAUGAUUUGCUCUGGCAAUUCAAUCAAACUAAACUUACUAGCAUAGCCAAUGGGAUUGCGUCGAAAACCAAGAAACCUAAUGGAAAGCCAAUGAAAGGCCUAGAACCAAGCAAGAGCUUUAAUCCUUCUCUAGGCCCUUCACCGUCACGAAAACCUUUGAACGGGGUACCACCACAUCGGACUGCAAGGCAGCCAGUUCCGGCUGAGAUGAAACGCAAAGCUGGGAGUAGAAAGUAGAGGUGUUAUAACUCGAUACAUUGACGGAGUGAUUCAGGUUUUUUUUUUCUUCUUUUUUUUUUUUCAAUGAUUUCUUUGAUUUAUUACGGAGAGAGAGGUUUUAAUACAUUCUUGUUAUAUAUAUACAAAGUUAAAGUGAAGCAAUAAAUCCAGUUGCUUGUAUAUGUUUAAGAGUGAGUUCUGUUGACAAAUCCUGCCAGACUUUGGUGUGGAUGACAUAUAAUCCCUGUUUAUAAAUUUUAUAUUUUCCCA